AUGAAUGAUCAGAAAUCAUUGGUAGACAGGAAAAUAGAUACUUUCUUGAAUGAUGCAUAUAAGAAAAGUGUUAGUGAUGGGAUAAGACGACGCAAUAAGGAGAAACUUCUGCGUGAGACAGCCUUCCUUAAAGUAUUAUUUUCUGCAGAAAAUAAUCUGACUGUUUUCUCAGGAAAUGAUCAGAUGGUUUCAAAGAAGUCAGAAAAAAUCAAGAAAACUUCAAGAAAUCAGCAAAAGGUUGUUGAAAUUCGUCAUGAGACAGAAGUUACUGAUAAAACUGCAAGAACUCAAAUAUACAAGGAAAUGUUAGAACAUCUGGCUGGUGUUACGCCUGUUGCCUUGCGAAUUAAAACUCUUAGAGCCAAAAAAAUUCACAAAUUGUUUGGAGAGAAUGGUGUAGGGAUUGAUAAGAUUAAGUGUGUCAAUUGCAAUGCAAAUGAGAUUUCAAAAUUAACUAACGAACAAAUUCAAAAUAUUAUAGAUCAAGUAACUUUAAAAACUAUUUUCUCGGGAAAUGAUCAGAGUCACGUGCCUUUGAAAAUCACCAAUGGUAAUGCAUUUUCAAAACUUAAGACAUUGGGCCAAUAUUCUAAUUUAUAUAAAGAAUUUAGUAGUGAAAAUUUUGACUAUUAUGGUAUUACUGACAAGACAUCUUGUGAUCCCAAAAGGACUUGCCCAUUAUGCAGUUUAGAUCAUGAUGAUGAGGAAAGUAUAGAAGCCUCUGGUUUCAAGCCUAUUACCUUCAAAGCCAGACCUGAUCCAGAAUUAAUUAUCAAAUCCAAGGAUGAAGAACAAGAUUACGAGGUCCUAGAAGGAUCUGAUCAGAAUAAUGUAUUGGAGGUAGUCUUGCCUGAAGAUCCCGAAGAGAAGCGAAAACAUAUCAUUGGGUUGGUGCUAAAGAAGUUUCCUUAUCUAUCUUUAGACGAUAGUGAUGAACACUAUGACACAUUUAAUCUUGAUAGUUCAGCACUCUGUCCUUUAUGUAAUGGAGACCAUAAAGUAAACAGAAGUAUAUUUGAUGAAAUAAAAGGUGAAUGGGGUGCUGGUGAAUAUUACAGAGAACGAAUUUAUCAUCUCAACUGCAGGGAGUCUCUUAAACAUGGAAUCCCAAUAGUAUCAGUAAAAGCAUAG
Molecule: messenger RNA, 1131 nt
Organism: Rhizophagus irregularis DAOM 181602=DAOM 197198
Lineage: Eukaryota; Fungi; Glomeromycota; Glomeromycetes; Glomerales; Glomeraceae
Source: RefSeq, a predicted model, not a curated record